AUGACGACACCAACCUCCAGCCGCGCAGAUUUCUACCAAAUCCUCAGCGUUCCAUUCACGGGCACAUCAACCGGUCUCUCAAAACAAACAGUCAAACUCGCAUAUCACAAAGCCCUCCUCAGACACCACCCCGACAAAGCCAGCGCUAUCGCACAAGGCCUCCGCACUCCAUCUAAGGAAUCCGGCGAAUCACGAUACACGAUUGAUGAAAUUACCACAGCGUACAAAACUCUCUCCGAUCCGGGAUUACGCGCCGAAUAUGACCGUACACUAAGACUGGACCGGGCCAAGGCCGCGGAGCGGGAGAAGACGGAUGUGUUUCAUACUGGGUUGGAGGUUGUCGAUCUGGAGGAUUUGGAGUGCGAUGAGAGUGGGGAGGAGUUAUGUUGGUUCCGCGGGUGUCGGUGUGGUGACAAUAGGGGGUUUUUGGUCACGGAGGAUGAGUUGGAGAGAGAGGUUGAGCACGGGGAGAUUAUUGUGGGGUGUCGGGGGUGCAGUCUUUGGUUGAAGGUGCUUUUUGCGGUUGAGGAUGAUGGGUGA
Messenger RNA from Penicillium atrosanguineum, 540 nucleotides. Its product is annotated as diphthamide biosynthesis protein 4. Gene Ontology annotation, molecular function: metal ion binding. Gene Ontology annotation, biological process: protein histidyl modification to diphthamide. NCBI's taxonomy places the organism in Eukaryota, Fungi, Ascomycota, Eurotiomycetes, Eurotiales, Aspergillaceae. The transcript has a single exon. Bases 1 to 540 code for a protein of 179 amino acids. The record is from RefSeq and is a predicted model, not a curated record.